Molecule: messenger RNA, 2148 nt
Organism: Paramuricea clavata
Lineage: Eukaryota; Metazoa; Cnidaria; Anthozoa; Malacalcyonacea; Plexauridae
Source: the annotation of a GenBank genome assembly
AUGUACGAGUCAAAACACAACCGAAAUAAACGACUUUUUGAAAAGAGAUCUAGCAUGUUUGGAGUUAAAGAAGGGCAUACGAUAUUUUGCGAAGACGACUGUGGUUUUACGCAUCAUGAAAUGCUGCUCUCGUUGGUGUUAAGCAAACGAAACGACCCGAAAACGUUCGACAAGUUCAAGGACCACGUUCGCAAAGAAUUGGCAGCUGGAUGGAACAGAAAUACCGAUAUUCCUGACAAAGCUAAGUAUUUUCGCUUUCCAUUAGUUCACUGGGCUGCAGUUUAUGGCAAACUUUCUGCUUUGCAAUGGCUGCUUGACCAAGAUUUUGACGUCGAAGUCACAAAUACCCAAGGCGAAACAGCCUUGCAUAGGCUCAUAGCAUGCCAAGCACACGAGCGAGCCGUCGACCCGAGAAUCGGGCGUGGUAGGCGAUAUUCAUUGGGGAAUAUCAUUCAAGUCUUUUCAAAAGUUCUCAAUAUUUUCACCGGCAAAUGCCCGCAAUUAAUGCUUCGGUACGAUUAUGUCGAACGUAACACACCGUUAGCACUUUGUCUUAAACUUUUGCUGGAAAAUAUUGGCACCUGUCCCAGAUUGGUGCAAUACCAUCAAGCAUUGUUCAAGGUUCUGUGCGAACGUUUGGUCAAUUUGAUAAAACAAGGAAAGCUAUUGGAGGAGUUUAUCCGCAACGGAUUUUCGCUUAAAAAUUCAAGCGGGAAUACCAUUUGGCAUAUUGCAGCUAGUUGCCGUAGCGAAACAGUUGCAUCGAGUUUAAAUAUGGUAAUGAAUGCAGUUGAAUCGCUUGACCUGAGCAUCUCUAAUAGCAACUACGAAACGCCUAUUUUGGUUGCUUUAAAAAAUGGCAAUCAAGAAUUUGCUGCAUUGAUAGAAGCGUAUAAGUUUUCAAAUUGUCCCGUUCCUAUUGUCAAGAUGGAAAUGUUAUCUGAUUCAGAGAAGGAUGAAUGUUGUUGUGAACAUCGCAAUAAUGCAUCCCGACAAAAUGUGGAACACGACAGUUCAAGUGUUUUACAAGAUGUUGUUGAUAGGUGCAAUGGCUCGUGUGCUAAUUCUAGCUAUAAUGGUACACCUGUGGGGCAAAAUGCUUCGUUAGUACGGGAUGACCAGUCAUUUACAGAGCCGAGAAAUGCAACAGUUGCUGAGCAAGAAAAAGUUGUUUUUACGCGUCCACAUGAAAAUGAACAUCAAGACAAUACAAGUGAAAUUUGUUCAUCAAGAAUGGAAGUUGAUAGCACCAGCCAAUGUAGCGGUGAACUUGGAUCGUUAGGAACUAGCCAAGGAAGUGGAAACUUUGAUCUUGACUCGUUAGAUGAAUCAUGUGGUCAGGAGCAAAUCGUAAUUGAGAAACAAAUUGACCUCUGUCUAAGCGUAAGUCAAUCUACCGACAGUUCCGAUUUAACAACCGUGGACGAGAAUACAAGUCAUGAUUCACAAAAAGAACCAGAUGAAUUGCAAAAAUCAGAAUCCUCACCGGUCGAAAAUAAUAACUUGGGGUCGAAUAUAUUGGCUGAAGCAUUACGACAGGCAGAUGUCAGUGAUAAUGAUGGUUUUUUGGAAGGAUUUGACCCAGCAACCAUCAGUCAAAAUAUUGACUUUCCAACCCCCCCUGAUAGUAGCACAAGUCCUGAACUGCCAAAACAAAACAUAAAUGAACCACGUACACCACCACCAAAAGAAUCUACUGCUUGUAGAGGCAUCAGUGUCACACCUGUGUUACUGAUAAAAUUGCUGUCGGAGCCUGAUGUAUCUGAAAAGUUUGAGAGCCUCCUUAAGGAUGUUAUUACUGGCGAUACGGCGAAAGUUGAUUCAACCCAAAGCACAUUGCAGGAGCUAAAAGCAUCAAAGUUAAAGUUGGAUUGUGACAUAAAUAGCUCAGAAGAUGUCCUAGUGGCGAUCGGUACAAAGAAAGAAAAGUUGAAUGAAGAAAUGAAAAGAUUACAACAAGAAAUUUGCGACCUUCAAACUUCUGAAGAAAAGACGAAAAGUAAACUGUCACAACUCAAAGAACAGCAAGCAAAGUUUACUGGACAGAUUGAAGAAUGUGAGUCUACAUGUAAUCGAUUAAAGAGACGGCUUUCAGAUUGCACUGGUGCUCUUUUUGGUUUGUCACCAAAAUCGCAAAAGAGAUGUUGA